UAAUGAUAAUAAUUAAUAUGAAUAUAAUUCUAAAAAGUUAUGAAACUAUAUUAUAGUACGCUCACGUGCCGUAAUAAAAAUCUAUAUAUGAGUUAUCUAAAGAUCGUUAACGGAUGCGGAUGACAGUGUUGCAGGUUAAAUGAACGACAGGCAACGAGGAUUUGAUUAGACACAUGUACCUGUUACCUAUAAAUAUAUACCUACAUAUGUUUAGUAGAAAGUACAUUAAUGAGUAUUAUAUGGUAUAAAGGUACAAAAACAGUUGAUGAUUGCAGGUCGUGGAACAACAACAACAACGGCAACAGCAAUAUGUUGUUUGUAAAUAGGUGCGCGUUAAAUGCAAAUUGUAAACGUCUAAGACGAUUGCCACUAUAAUACAUACGUAUACAUUAUAGUGACAUGCGUAGAUGUAUAUAUACGAUAAGAAUUGAAUUUGUAUGAUAGAAAGUGUAUACAUGCGUAGGUAUAGGAGUGGUCACACACACACACGCACACUUUCAAACGUAUAUAAUAAUAGCGUCCGAUAUUUAGUGUUUGAAAAAUGAUAAUUGCAGAAGUCGUUCCCGAAGAAAAGUUCCUGUAUAAUAAUAGAUAAGUGCUCCUCGAAAUGAAGAGUAGGUACUUAAUCGGAUUAUAUAAUAUAAUAAUUGUAACUCCAUGUAUAUAAUGUCCAGGUCAGACUGUUAGAUUGAAUACUCUAGCUAUUUUAUAAAAAAUUAAGUGUUGAAACAACAAAUUUACCCCCUUGUACUUAUAGGGUUUAAAGGUACACUUAUUAUCUUAAUAACUGCAUUAGGGUACAUAAUUUCUUUUUGCGUUCAACAGUAGUAUCAUAUUUUUCACUUGGUGAGAUACCUGAUAUAAUUAUUUGAAAUUCCAAAAUCUUAUUGUUUUUUAUGGCAUAGGAAAAUUAAAUACCGUUAGGUAUAAAGUCUUUAUUCUGAUAAUAUACUACCUAAAUACAAUUGAUGUCCUCCUUUCAGAAUUUUAUUAUAUAGAUCUUGGAACCGAAUUCUUGGAGACCCUCGUAAACUAUGAGCAAAAAAUGUAAUGUAUAGAUGCAAAGUUUCGUGACAUAUUCCAUUAAUCCGAUUUAACUGUUCAUAACGAUUGUCGAUUUGUAACUUUUAUGUUGAAAAUAUGUACCUAUAAUUUGUUAAUCGCGGUUUGGUUAUAAUAACGUCGAAAAUUUAUUCAAUUCAUGAACGUCGCGAGUACCCCAGUAGUUGUCAUAAUAUCUAACAGUAUCUAUACAAAAUAUACCUAUACAAGAAAUCGUACUAUGAAUUUUUUCAUUACGAGAUCUCUGUUUUAGGUGGGGUGGCCGAAGGUGGCUAAAGAAAGAGACCGACCCUUAUGAUAAUUAUGUUUAAAAAAAAAAUAAAAAACCUUCGUGGAAUCCGAUUUAAGGCAUUACGGACUAUAAUAGGUCCUAUUUCACAAAAUAAUAUGCACAGUGGACGUGAUAUGGCACAACCCGACGAUAAAAUAAUGUUAUGUAGUAGGAGUUAUAGCUGUGGCGGCGACGGUAGCAGCAGCAGUAAUAGUAAUAGUUGUAGUAGUGGUAGUAGUAAUUGUAGAAGUGGUAGUAGUAGUAGUAGAAGUGGUAGUAGUAUUAGUAGUUGUAGUAGGAGGCCGGGCCGGACCGUCGCUACCGCCGCCACCGACGACGACGACGUCGGCGGCGGCCCGUAACAAUGGCCGGGGCGCAUGCCUGCGGACCGUCUCGGCGGCGGUUCUUUGUUUUCCAACCUUUUGAUUCGCCCGAGACAAAAGGUGUGGGCCACCCCACCGCGCCGCGCGCGACACACCGCGCCUUCUGCGCGGCGGGGGCGUGCGGCGUACGUACGGAAAAUCGCCACCACCGACAACGGCGGUGCCCGAAACGUCCGUCACACACUCACACAAGCGCGCGCGCACACACACACGCGUACACGAGCACGCGCGCGCGCGCGCCCAGCACCACUAAACCCCAUCGGCGGCGGCAACAGCAGCACCCGCAGCCGCCCGAACGUCCACCCGCCCGCCACCAACCGCCCUCCGACGGACGCGACGACGACGACGACGACGACGAGUACGACGACUACGACGACGCCGCCGCGGGAAGGCGAACUGUUCAGUCAGUCAGUCAGUCGGUGUACGUCGCGCGUUUACGGUGUGCUCAAACGUAUUACGCGCGCCAGUACGUCCCGCGGCCGAUCGCUCGCUCGCCGGCUCGUCCGAAAUUUUACGCACCUCUCUCUCACUCCCCCGUAAUUCCCACUCACGUAAUUCGACGGUCGGACCGCGUUUAAUCGUUCUCUCUCACUCCCACCCUCGACUGGAGCUGUCAGUCCGUCGUGCCACACGCGCGUCCGUAGACCGCGAGCCGCCCACGCGCCGGCGACACUUUUCUCGCCCUCCCCGUGGGUUUUUGGCGAACAAUUUUUUCGAAUUUUUUGCCGUCUCGCUCGUGUUAUGACGACCACCCGCCGUCGAUGAACAAUUAUCGUUUUUUUUUUCGACAAUAAUUCGCGUCAUUUCAUACUCAUCUUCCAAUGGCUCUGCCGGCCGGUGUCGUCUGUUCCGUUCACAAUAGUUACUCCGUGUAAUGUCAUCGAAACGUAAAUCGCCGCCGUCCAAGUUGCUGGAGAACGCCGCGAGCGCACCCGACACGACAACGACGGCCGAGACAACAGUUGCAACCACGACCGCGGUCGAAGAGAACGGUAACGGCAGCAGUAGCGGCCACUCAGACGACGGUCACGCCUGCGGUAACGGUACCGAAGUCGUCGACAACUGCAGCGAAACGACCAUGGAAACUGCCACGGCCACAGCGUCGGCCGUGCAGACGACGGACAGGAGCUGCGGCAGCCCAGCGAUGGCCAACAGCCCUCCGCCGUCAUCAACGGCUACCCGGCCGGCCAGCAGCAGUGGUGGCACGUCCCCCUCGCCGUCGUCGGACAGCGAGAACAGCAGCAGCGGCGGCGGCCGGUACGCUUCCGGUUCGUCUCCCGUAGGCGGCACCGGUGGCCGACAGUCGUCCAACAACAACAACAGCUAUAACAACAGCAACAAACGCCAGCGCACCGAAAGUCCCUCGUCCGCAGCGGGGUCUGCUGCGGCCGCGGCCGCUGUGGCCGCUCUCAGGGCGUCGCCGUUCGCCGCGUACGCCAGACAACACAACACGGGAUCGCCGCCUCAACACCAGCCGUCCGCACAUCCACCACCGCAUAUCGCGUCGUUUUUAACGCUUAACCAUGGCGCCGCUUUCUACGAGACAGCCGUUGCCGCGGCAGCGUACGAACGGGCGUUCAUGAACGCCGGCGGCCAUCACAUCCAGCAGCAGCAGCAGCAGCAGCAACAGCAGCAACAGCAGCAACAGCAACAGCAACAACAGUACCAUCACAUGAUGGACAGCGUUCAGGCUGCGGCGGUGGCCGCCGCUGCGGCUGCUGGUUCGUCGUAUUUCGACAUCGAACAUCGUCUACUCCGCGGCAAGGGUGCGAGCGCCGACGAUGCCGACAAACUCGCCCAUCUCAUGCACCUGAACAACAACACGUUCAUGCACAACCACAAUAACAACAACAACAAUAACAACAACAACAACGUGAUGUCCCCGAUCGGCGGACCGACCGCGGCCAAGCGAACCAUGGACGACGUGCUCAAGAAACUCUCGUCGAAAACGACCUUCAGAGACGAACACGGUGUCACGGCGUCCGCCCGUUCCGAUUCGCCUCCGCACAAGACCAGUAAAUCGGACACUCUGACGGAACACGGUGAAGAUCCUUCAGGAGGUCUCCCCGGCAUGGAUAUACUGCAAAACUUGCAGGGCGAUACCACUACUAUAGUCGAAAAAGAACGCAAACUGUCGGAAAUGAUAUUGCAAUUGCAAUUGUUUCGAGAACAACUGCUUAACCAACAAGAUCAUCCGAACAAGUUCAACCACCUGAAAGGGAUGCCGAGCCUUCAGAGCCCUCAGUCGAUGUUCUUCCUGCCGUUAUUGGACCAAUUGCGCGGCCUGUCGCACUGUUCCAACGCGGCCGCGCUGGCCGGUCAACAGCAACAGCAGGCCUCCACCACGACGGCGUCCACCAAUUGCAACGUCAUGCCGACAGCCGUGUGGGCCAACAACGGCCGACCGCCGUCGACGUCGUCGGCCAGUCAGUGUUCCAUGCAACUGCAACAGGAACAGCAACAGACGCCGCCGCCUGCUCAGGCGCAGCAGCAACAGCAGCUACGACACCGGACGACGGCCGCCGACCCGGACGCGCCGCUGAACCUGACCAAGCGAAAGUCACCCACGCCGCAACCGCAUCCUCCGUCAUCGACGACGCCGCAAAACCACCACCAACAUCUCCAACAGCAGCAGCAGCAGCAGCAGCAACAACAGCAGCAACAGCAACAGCAGCAACACCAUCAUCUCCAGCAGCAGCAACAGCACCAACAGCAGUUGCAACACCAACUGCAACAACAGGCCAACAACAUGUUCCCGCCGGGCGGCGCCGGAUGGAACUCGUCUUCGUCUUCGCCGCCGGCCACCACACCGGGCACUGCCAACAGGCGGUCCGGUUCCGGCCAGGGACUGGUCAGUCCACCGGCCGCGGCCACGCCGAAACUCCUGCCGCCGCCCAUACCGGUGUCCAGGGGAUUCAUGCCGUACGCCGGCAUACCACAGCCUGCUCCUCUGCACCGCUCUAGAAACUUAAAACGAAGCCUAUCGCCCAGCGCGGAAACGAUGUCGCAGUACUCAAGAUUCCAAGGGUAUCCGCCUCAGCUCAUCAGGGACGAUCAUUCCGUAGACAUGGAUUUAUCUUGGAGACCCAGCGAUCCAAAUUUCAAUAUUGACGACACUGCAACUGACAAAGGUCACAUGAUACGGCAGCAGAAGAAGGACGGCGAGCAUAUAAAGAGACCUAUGAACGCGUUCAUGGUUUGGGCCAAAGACGAGAGGCGAAAGAUCUUGAAAGCCUGUCCUGACAUGCACAAUUCGAACAUUUCGAAAAUAUUAGGUGGCAGGUGGAAGGCAAUGUCGAACGCUGACAAGCAGCCGUACUACGAGGAACAGUCCAGGCUUUCCAAGUUGCACAUGGAAAAGCACCCGGACUACCGGUACCGGCCCAGGCCGAAGCGGACGUGCAUCGUGGACGGCAAGAAGAUGCGGAUAUCCGAGUACAAGACGCUGAUGCGACAGCGGCGGAACGAGAUGCGGCAGUUGUGGUACAGGGGCGAGGAGUCCGGUCCUUCCGGUUCCGGGCUGGACGGCGUGGCCGAGCCGGACGUGGCCGGCACCAGUUUCAGAUUUCCGGCCGACGGGUCCGUAUCGCCGAUCGUGAUGUACUCGAUGGCCAACUCGCCGGCCAACUCGCAGGCCAACUCGCCGUCGUUCAGCGUCGACAGUCACGACGAGGACUAGGCGCCGGCGGUGCAGUAAUUGUCGCUAUAUCACUCGCCCGGUGCAGUGCACGCGCUAAGUCUUAUAGGUACCUACCGACAAAAGCUUUGCGCGUCGCCAUCGCGUACAAGUCAUCGCCAUCGCGAUGCGCAGAUAUUGCGGUCCUCAGCAGUACAGGACGCCACUGCUGCGCAGCUACCCCGGUCGUCGGCGGUGCAAGACGCCACUGCAUACGGCUUGUUGCUCUCUGCCGACAACCACUAUUCCUCCACGCCACGUCCACGACGACCGGCGAAACAGGCCAGUACCCCACGACUACCAACAGUACCUGUAUUACACUAUUUAUAUAUAUUAUUUAUAGUGCAGCGUUAGUAGACAUGGAAAUAGUCAAAAGUAAACCCCCUCCUCCUCAUGUGUAUGUACCAAUUUUUUUUUUUAAAUUAUACCGUGUACAGAAAAUUGUAUAAAUUAUUAUUACUAUGAUUUUUUUAAUUACAUGAUUUUAUUAUUAUAUAAUUAAACGUAUAAAAGCCGAGAAAAAAAUUCGAAAAAAAAACAGAAUUAUAUCGCGUUCAUUAUUAUGUGUUACAUAUUAUAUUUUAGCGGUUAUAAUUCGAGUGUAUACAAUAUUAUUAUUAUUAUUAUUAUUAUCAUCAUUAUUAUUAUUAUUAUUAUUAUUAUUAUUAUUAUUAUUAUAUAUUAUUUUAUAAAUAUUAUAUUAUAUAUAGAUAUUAUAAAAUAUUGUAGCUAUAUAUGUAGCUGGAUUUCUUUCGCAACUGUAUUAUAUAGUAUAGGUAGGUACGUUAAUUAUAUUUUGUACAAACAUAACUCAGUUUAAUAAUAUAUACAUAUUAUGAUAUCGAUUAUGAUUAAUCGAAAAAUUAUGUGAAAUUCCAAAAAAAAAAA
Acyrthosiphon pisum (pea aphid) is the source of this 6280-nucleotide messenger RNA. Its product is annotated as transcription factor Sox102F. Gene Ontology annotation, cellular component: nucleus. NCBI's taxonomy places the organism in Eukaryota, Metazoa, Arthropoda, Insecta, Hemiptera, Aphididae. Gene Ontology annotation, biological process: regulation of transcription by RNA polymerase II; cell fate commitment. Gene Ontology annotation, molecular function: RNA polymerase II cis-regulatory region sequence-specific DNA binding; DNA-binding transcription factor activity, RNA polymerase II-specific. The coding region runs from base 2591 to 5395 and encodes 934 amino acids. The transcript is spliced from 9 exons. The record is from RefSeq and is a predicted model, not a curated record.